Messenger RNA from Mus pahari (shrew mouse), 1665 nucleotides. It is a transcript of the gene Mrm1, whose product is annotated as mitochondrial rRNA methyltransferase 1. Gene Ontology annotation, cellular component: mitochondrion. The record is from RefSeq and is a predicted model, not a curated record. The transcript is spliced from 5 exons. Gene Ontology annotation, biological process: rRNA methylation. Gene Ontology annotation, molecular function: RNA binding; RNA methyltransferase activity. NCBI's taxonomy places the organism in Eukaryota, Metazoa, Chordata, Mammalia, Rodentia, Muridae. Bases 155 to 1117 code for a protein of 320 amino acids.
ACCCGGAAGCUGGGGACCCACGUGGGAGUCUGGGAGGUGACUGUCUCGGCUCGAGGGUCAGGUUGUGGGCAGUCCUUGUGCGGGGACGAAGUGUGGGAGGCCAACGGGUCCUCCCCAGCUGUCUGUCAGUGGAGUCCCGGGCGCUGCUGGAGCAAUGCGGCGACUCUGGACAGUCGGGUGCUUCAGUCGCCUGAUUGCCCGCCAUUUCUCCUCGGUGGCUCGGCGCGGGCAACGGCCUGGCGGGGAGGAGCUGAGUCGCUUGCUUCUGGAUGACCUGGCGCCGGCCCAGCGGCUGGAACGUCUGUUUGGCUUGUUCCCAUGCCUCCUGGCCUUGCGGGCCGCCCGCCGGCGCGUGGCCCGGCUCCUGCUCCAGGCCGGUAAGGCUGGGCUGCAGGGGGAGCGGGCCGAGCUGCUCCGGGUGGCCGAGGCUCGGGGCAUCCCUGUCUUGAGACCCAGGCGUCAGAAACUGGAUGCCUUGUGCGGCUACCAGGUGCACCAGGGCGUGUGCAUGGAGGUGAGCCCGCUGCGACCCCGGCCUUGCGAUGAGGCGGCAAACACGAGCUCAGGCGACGACCCUCAGCAGCUGUGGCUCGUCCUUGAGGGGCUCCAGGAUCCCCGCAAUCUUGGUGCUGUGAUGCGCUCCGCUCACUACCUCGGAGUAGACAGAGUCAUCACCAGCCAGAGAAACAGCUGUCCGCUUACUCCAGUAGUCAGCAAGGCCAGCGCUGGGGCUAUGGAGGUGAUGGACGUGUUCUCCACUCCUGACCUGCCCGGUUUUUUGCAGGCCAAGGCCCAGCAAGGGUGGCUCGUGGUGGGCACGGUGGGCUGCCCAGGUCCUGAGAUCUCUCAGUCCUCCAAGGUCCCCAUCACUAGCUGCUUAGAGUUCAUCUGGGACCGGCCUACUCUCCUGGUGCUGGGCAGUGAGGGCUCUGGUCUGUCCCAGGAGGUUUUUGCCUUGUGCCAGCUGUUCCUUACUAUUCUGCCCAGACGCCACCUGCCUCCGGGUCUUGAGUCCUUGAAUGUAUCUGUGGCCACAGGAAUUCUUCUACACUCCAUUUGCAGCCAGAAGAAGGGUUUCCCUGUACAGGAGAGAGGACAACUUCUCCAAGACUCCUGAGAACCCUUAGCUAUGUCUGGAGGACUCAGGCCCAGUACCCAGGACUGCUACCACUGUGGUCAGAAAAACAGGACAAAUGAGGGCUGACAUUGACUGUCUGAGAUGCGCAUGUGUAGGGAUCGGACUGAGUCACACAUCCGUCCUCGGGCUUGGAUGUAAUGGGCUCCUCUACUUGUAAGAGCCUGUUUACCGGCUACAGUCAGGAGACUUUAGAGACCAGAAGUUUCACAUCCAGUUGGAAAUGGUAGUUUGCUAGUUUCCAGGCCGCGUUAGGACAGACAAUAUCUGUCCUGGAUCCCAGUAGAAGUCAGGGGUCUGUCUUGGCAUGCGGAGGAACCAGGCAGUCCAGUGCAGGGUGUGUGGAAUGUGAGGGUGAGUUUGUAGAGGGAAGCUGACUGGACAUGUGCAUGUCCCUAUCUCGGGGUGAUGGGGCUAGGACACCAGAUCACAUCCAGCGAGCCCUUAGCCGCUGAGCUGUCAUGCCCAGUCUCUCCAUUAGGUGGCAGUCUUGCUCUUUGCACCAUAGUUUUGCCGGCCCCUUGCAAGGA